AUGUUGAUGCCGUCUACUCGGAGGCUGGCCCUGCUGUCGCUCAUAACCUUCCUGAUACUUCUUCUGGUCGUAAGACGCUCUGCUUACGAAGGCCACAUCUCCUACCACCACCCAUCCAACUUCUACCAUCAUAACACAGGUCAAGUCGAGCGGCCAUCGGGCGCGCCAUUGGCUGGCAGACCUCCGGUGUUAAAUAUUGAAGACGAACCUUGGGAUCAUCAAUCAUCCCCAACGGAGGAUCACGAAUACCUAGGAACACUCACAGCAGGUCCCAAGGUCCCCACUAGGUGGCUCGCCUCUCCAGAUGACCAGCCAUCAGAUGCUUCUGAACAAGCCUCCGAGGCCGCACCUUUACCACAGGCCACGAACGUUAAGCAGUACCUGCAGGCAGUUCUCAAAUGGACCCGCCCGAAGCAAGAAGACGGCCACUGGCCAAAGUACGGCUACUAUGAAGAUCGGGAUUAUGAUCCAAAUCGAUGGGAAACGUUUCCAGUGGAAGAAGGCUUCUACACCGAUAGCGGCAUACGGCUCUUAGAUAAAUCGGCCUCCACAUAUCCCGAGCCGUACACACCGUUCCCGGACUAUAACAGUGCCGACUGGCAGCAGCAAUGGAGGGGCGAGUACCAGUUUUGCGAAGGGCCAAGAGGGCUGCCGCUCAACGAGAGCUCGCAAGAUAUUAUACACGCCUACCGUGGACCUCCGGCAGGGUUUCCUGAGCCUUCCGCAGGCUCGUUUGAGGCAGUUGGCAUUCACAACAAUGUAUGCUUCGACCGGUACUCGCGUUACGGUCCGUACGGCUUUCUCAAUAAAGGCGUCGAUGUAUCCGGGUGGACAACGCCGGAGAAGGUAUACUGGCGGGGUGUGAAAUGGGGCGAGUUGCAGAAUCGGUGUCUGGAAAGGAAUAAGAAUCGCUACGCAGAGCAUGCCCGUUCUGCAACGGACACGAAUCCCGGCAUGGAGGUACCCCAGGACGUGUCAGUCUCGGACGCGCCGAAAGGGCUUAUACGACCAAAAGAAACGAGAACUGCGGCAUCCCCGUCCUACCGCUCCCGCACCGCUAUCCUCAUUCGGACAUGGGAAGGCUACACCUAUACCGACAACGAUAUGCAGGCCAUACGCGCUCUAAUCAUGGAAACAUCUCUGCUGUCUGGUGGCGAAUAUCAAGUUUUCCUCUUCCUCAAUGUGAAAGACGAGAAUGCGCACAUUUACUCGGAUGAGAAGACCUACACCGAUUUCGUGAAAAAAGUCGUUCCCGCUGAAUUUUGUUCCAUUACGAUUCUUUGGUCAGAAGAGAUGUGCAAGAAUUGGUAUCCGGACAUCACCGACUGGCAGGUGUACUGGCACCAGUGGAUGCCGGUGCAGUGGUUCUCCGAGACGCAUCCAGAGUUCGAUUAUGUCGUGAAUUGGGAGACGGACGCCCGCUACACAGGUCACCACUACCAGUUCCUCGAGUCCAUCGCCGAUUUUGGCCGCAAACAGCCCCGCAAGUACCUCUGGGAACGCAACAAGCGCUUUUACCUCCCCGCCGUCCAUGGUAGCUACGAUCAGUUCUUUGAAGACACCAACGCCAUUGUCGCCAACGCCUCUGCCUUGUCGCAGAUCACACCCGUCUGGGGUGCCCAGCCCUAUUUGCCGGUCCAGACACCGCUCGGCCCCGAACCGCCCACCACUCAAGACGCCGACAGCUUCAGCUGGGGCGUCUCCGAAGAAGCCGACCUGAUAACACUCUUACCGAUAUGGGACCCCCGCAACACCAGCUGGUCCAUGAAAGACAAGAUCUGGAAUUUCGUUCCAGAUUUCCUUAACACAGGCCGCACCCGGCACCCCAUCUUCACCCCCUCGCAACCCACCCACGAUGAUUUCACCGACCCUCGCUUCGUGAACAUAGACCGCCGCAUCUUCAUCAACACCGUUGCCCGCUUUUCACGCAAGCUCUUGCACGCAAUGCACAUCGAGAACCGCGCUGGCCGCACGAUGCAGGCCGAGAUGUGGCCCGCCACCGUCGCGCUGCAUCACGGCCUCAAGGCUGUCUUUGCGCCUCAUCCCAUUUACUUCGAUCGCCGCUGGCCGGGCGAGUACGCGGAUCUGGUCUUCAACCCCCGUGGUGAGACGUCUGUGUCUCCGUCGCCUGAACUCUCCUCGUCUUCGGAUGUCGAUCCGCGCGUCCUCGCCAACGAUGGCGGCGGCGACGACGGGUUUGCGACCGCGUGGGCUGAAAGACAAGACUCGCCUUACAACCAUGACCGCGAAUACAACUUCUGGGGCUGGAGUUGGUACUACAAAUCGCGGUUUGGCGGAAGAUUGUACAGGCGGUGGUUGGGCUGGAAGGUGGUUGUGCAUCCGUUUGGGUACAAAGGGCAAGAGGUCGGUGGAGAGGAGUGGGAAAAGGAGCAUGGUGGGAGGAUGUGUUUGCCACCGAUGCUGCUCCAUCCUGUUAAGGGGAUGAGGGAAGGGGAGGUAUGGGAUGAGUGGGUUGUGCAGUAG
This is a messenger RNA of Coniosporium apollinis CBS 100218, 2484 nucleotides long. RefSeq lists its product as uncharacterized. The coding region runs from base 1 to 2484 and encodes 827 amino acids. The transcript has 4 exons. NCBI's taxonomy places the organism in Eukaryota, Fungi, Ascomycota, Dothideomycetes. The record is from RefSeq and is a predicted model, not a curated record.